AUGCACGCGGGCGGGCGAUCGUCAAACCCUGAACCUUGGUCUGUGGGAACGAACUUUGUAGCCGCGACGCAACCAGGACCAGUUGCAACACUUACAAGGACUCCUUUGAAAGCAACCACCUUGAAGACAAGCAUCACCACAAGGCAGCUUCCUCGCUUCACGCACCUUUCCGGGUUCACUUCAACACCCCCACAUUUGGCCAGGAUGGCUCCCCGCCGAAGCGGCAAGCAGGGCGGCGCCAAGGCGGGCAAGUCGCAGCAGGUGAGCGUGGCGGUGGAGGGGGAGGAGCAGCUGCAGGAGGAGCUGGCGGGCAUGCGCCUGGAGGACAAGGCGCCAAAGCGUACCACCCCCCAUGAGGCACCCAAGAGCAGUGCCAGCAGCUCCAAAGGCCCCCAUGGCGGCCUAGUGGGAAAGGCCAGGCUGCAGGCGGCCUUCUACCCCAAGUUUGAGAAUGAGUCAUCAGACCAGGCGGUGCGUGACCGCAUGCUGGCCAUUGUGGCUGCUGGGAAGGGCGUGCUGGAGGUGUCCCAGAAGCACUCGGGGAGCCUGUUCAUGUGGUCGGGGGGCAGCCGCGGCUUCGCCAAGAACAGCUGGGGCAACGAGUACACCGCAGUGGGCCUGUUUGUGGUGGCGCGCACGCUGCGGGACGCGUGGGGCGCCCAGGCAGACACCAAGAUGCAGGAGCUCAACCAGCUGCUGCAGGCGCGCAACCUGUGUGUUGCCAUGGAGCUGGUGACGGCGGUGCUGGGGGACCACGGGCAGCGGCCCAAGCAGGACUACGUGGUCAUCACCGCCAUCUCCGAGCUGGGAGGGGGUGUGCAACCCCGCUUCUGGGCCACCCCCCAGAUCGUGGAGUUUUGCCGGCAGUGGCGGCUGCCGACCAACCAGUACUGGCUGUUUGCCAGCACGCAGUCCGCCGGCACGUACUUUGAGAUCUUUGACAUGAUCGGGGAGGAGGGCACCGCCAGCGAGGUCACGGAGAGCAUGGACAAGAUUGCCGACGUUGCAGUGCCACCUACUGUGGACCACCGCGUGGUGCAGGGCGAGAUCCUGGAGGGGCUGGUGGUGCGCCUAGUAAGCCCGCGCAGUGUGGACCAGCUGCGCCGCGUCAUCCACGACCACCCGCUGCCCGACGCCCCCCCGGCGGCGGGGAAGGGCAGGAGCCUGCGGGACAUCUACGGGGACGCCAGCUUGAAGGAGAAGCAGCGGUUGGAGGCCCUGCUGGCGGCGUGUGGGCCGCACAUGGUGCCCAGCCCGCACGACUGGGACGACUCCUCUUACGACCACACCACCGACGCGCGCGCGACGGUGCCUGAGACCAACGCUUUCAAGACCUUCCUUUCGGCCCGCCCCGCUGACUACACAACCACAAAACUCCAGGAAGUGUUCCAAGUGGUGCAGGGCCGCCGAAUGCGCGUGCGCUUCAAGGCGAAGACCCGCCCGCUGGAGGAGGACGUCCCGGGCACCCCGGCCGGCAGCUUCGUGCUCACAGUGCACGUGCUGCAGGACAGCGUCUUCACCAAGUAUCAGUCCGAAAUGAGGAAGCACGCGGACCUGUGGCCGCUGUACCGGGGCUUCUUUGUGGACAUCACGCUCUGGGAGCCGCAACAUACACCGCCCACUUUCAGCACGGCCAGCGGACCGCCAACCGACGAGGCCGGCACGUCCGGCGCUGGCGGCGCGGGGGUGGCGGAGGACGCAGUGGAGCCACUGAUGCUGAAGAUGAAGUUUUUACCGUACAAGCUGCGCACGUUCAUGAUCCGCAACGGCAUCUCGAACCUCUUCAACAAGGGCAAGGCCGACUACAAGGCCUACAUCCAAAGGCAGAUCCGCAAUUGGGGCCACACCCCCGAGAAGGCCCGAGAGAUUCAGGCGUUUGCGGCGGCGUGGGCGGACUACAUUUUGAAGAAGCGCGGCGCGGCAAACAAGCUGCCCGACUCAUCGUACCUCACCGAGGCGGAGCCCUUCCUGGCGGCGUACAUGCAGAGAGGGGAGGCUGAGCGCAGGCUGGUCGGCGCCGCUGACGUCAGCACCGUGGGGGUGACGUACGGGCACGUGCCCAGCGCGCUGGCGGAAGAACUGGAGGACCACAAGGACGAAGUGGUGCGCGCGGGGACGGCCGUGGAGGCGGGCGACGACGAGGCGUCGACGUCAGGGUCCGUAGCCGUCCCCCCCCGCGAGGUGAUCAUCUUCUUCCCCGGCAUGCCCGGCUGUGCCAAGAGCGCGCUCUGCAAGCACCUCCUCGGGACGGACCUCGAACGGCCCAAGCUGAGCGUGCCUGCGCGUGCCUGGAGCAGCGGCAAGCGCGUGGCCAGCAUGAUGGGCGACCUGACGCAGGGCAAGUACUGGAAGCUGUUCGCCACGGAGAAGAACAAGGCGCCGGGCGUGGUGGCGGUGGCGGACAAGAACGCGCCCAACCGCGAGGUGUGGGACGCCGUGGAGGACCUGUGCACGCAGAGCGGCGCGCUCGCGGUGCCCGUCGUGCCCGACUCGGACGGUACGGACACCAACCCGUACGCGCUGGACACGCUCGCCGUGUUCGCGCAGCGCGUGCUCGCGCGGGAGGGCCACCCAGGGAAGCUCGACAAGAACUCGCCCAACGCGGGGUACGUGAUGCUGCUGUUCUACAACUUGUACGAGGGCAACAGCCGCGCCGAGUUCGAAUCGGAGCUGCUCUCGCGCUUCGGCACGCUGGUCCGCAUGCCCGUACUGCGCCCGGGGCGGCCCCCCCUGCCGCCCGCGCUGGAGGCGGUGCUAGAGGAGGGCCUCGAGCACUAUGCGGCGCACGCGGCCAAGUUCGGCAAGUGGAAGAGCAGCACCGACGUCAAGGGCGAGCCGCGCGCCAAGUGGGAUGCCUGGGAGGCCAAGCUGCGCGCCGCGCUCGAGGAACACGCCGACUACCUGCAACAGAUCCAGGUUCCGUUUGCGGAGGCAGUGUCGGCAGUGGAGUCGCAGCUGACGUCCGUCCUCGCCGGCCACUACACCCCCCCGGAGCCCACCGGGCGGUCCGAGCGGGUGACUGCCAGCAACAAGACGCGGGCCGUCACAUUUGCAGCGGUCAAGGUGCCGCGGGAACAAAUCGUUGAGGCGACCGAAAAGCUGGCCCAGGAGCAGCCUGCGGUGGCGUCCUUCUUAGCGGGCAAGACCCUGGAGAACCGCCCCGCUCACGUGACCCUGGCGCACAAGGCGACUCACGGCAGCGCCGCAGUGGCGGGCUUCGGGCGGCUAGUCGGGACGAAGGUGGACGUGCGGCUCACGGCGUUCUACUUCAGCGACAAGCUGGCGGCUUGGGAGGCGGACUGGGAGCAGGAGCUCAAGGAGCGAGGGGUAGCCAGCCAAAAUGCGUUCUGGCACAUCACGACCUUCACGGGACACGGGAUGAAGGCCAAGGACGCGAAUCAGUUGCACUGUCUUGCAUCGGAAGGACAAGCGACAAAAGUGGAGUUGGGCACGCCCAUAUCCGUCGAGGGGACGGUCUGUUUAAUGUGAACCACAACCGAACCGUUAAAGAGUUGGGCACUAAGUAAGAGAAGGCUUUCCAACCUCACAAGGUGGAGCUUCAUACAGUUUAUGUCCCUGUUUUCGUUAUUUCAGGACUUUCAAGAGUCGUGUUCUUCUUCGUACGAUGUCUUGCUGGGUAGAGGCGACUUGACCGUCUUGUAUACCUCAAGGCGCUGCUCGAUGGUGGGCAGGGACCCUUCUUGCUCAUGCACGAGCUGUGCAACCGUACGACAUGGAUUACCCAGC
Klebsormidium nitens is the source of this 3747-nucleotide messenger RNA. The record is from the annotation of a GenBank genome assembly. NCBI's taxonomy places the organism in Eukaryota, Viridiplantae, Streptophyta, Klebsormidiophyceae, Klebsormidiales, Klebsormidiaceae.